This is a messenger RNA of Cotesia glomerata, 3585 nucleotides long. It is a transcript of the gene Iswi, whose product is annotated as chromatin-remodeling complex ATPase chain Iswi. The record is from RefSeq and is a predicted model, not a curated record. Gene Ontology annotation, biological process: regulation of transcription by RNA polymerase II; nucleosome organization. The coding region runs from base 210 to 3362 and encodes 1050 amino acids. NCBI's taxonomy places the organism in Eukaryota, Metazoa, Arthropoda, Insecta, Hymenoptera, Braconidae. Gene Ontology annotation, molecular function: histone binding; nucleosome binding; ATP hydrolysis activity. The transcript has a single exon. Gene Ontology annotation, cellular component: chromatin; nucleus.
UGGAGGGAUUUCAACAAAAUAUUGUAAAAUAUGGCGUUACUUAUAUUGUAGUAACCUGUGCGCAUCAAUAAACGUGAGUGUAUGUAUCCGGCACUUUUAUUGCUAAAUAUUAACCACUAAAUUCGCCAAGUUAUUCCAUCUAAACCCUAAUAAUAAUAAAAACAUCAUUAAUAAAAGUGAAAAAGUAAUUUUUUACAGACGUUUUAAAAAUGUCUAAAUCCGAGGAAACAAUACCCGCAACAACGAAUGCCACUGCUACAAAUUCACCUACAGCUACACCAACUCCGGCUCAAUCGCUGACAACAACAGAAACGACAGGUGAUACUAACGAAAACGAUUCAAAUGAUUCCUCUGGUGAAACAACAUCGUCCCGCGGUGGAGACUUUGAGACUAAAUUGGAGACCGAUCGCAGUAAGAGAUUUGAUUAUUUACUCCGUCAGACCGAGAUAUUUUCCCAUUUCAUGACAAACAACCAGAAAGAUAAAUCGACUAGUCCAUUGAAGGUUAAGCCCGGCAGGCCCCGAAAGAUUCAGCCAGCUGAUAAGUCCGCCGAAGCUAACAGCAAAACUGACUCCUCAGGUGAUCACAGACAUCGAAAAACCGAGCAAGAAGAGGAUGAAGAGCUGCUUGCUGAAUCAAACACCAAUGUCGCGCAAAUCACGCGGUUUGAAUCCUCCCCAAAUUAUAUUAAAAAUGGAGAGCUGCGUGAUUAUCAAAUCCGCGGUCUUAAUUGGAUGAUAUCCCUUUACGAAAAUGGAAUUAAUGGUAUUCUCGCGGAUGAAAUGGGUUUGGGUAAAACUCUGCAGACUAUUUCCCUGCUGGGUUACAUGAAACACUUCCGGAGCAUCCCCGGUCCGCACAUUGUAAUCGUUCCUAAAUCAACACUCGCCAACUGGAUGAACGAGUUCAAGAAAUGGUGUCCAAGCUUGCGCGCAGUUUGCCUAAUAGGAGACGCAGAAACCCGUAACACAUUUAUCCGGGACGUGAUGAUGCCCGGAGAGUGGGACGUCUGUAUAACUUCCUACGAGAUGGUAAUAAAAGAAAAGUCAGUAUUCAAAAAAUUCAACUGGCGGUACAUGGUGAUCGACGAAGCUCACAGGAUCAAGAAUGAAAAGUCAAAAUUAUCUGAAAUAUUGCGAGAAUUUAAAACAGCCAACCGGCUGCUACUAACUGGAACUCCGCUUCAGAACAAUCUUCACGAGCUUUGGGCCCUGUUGAACUUUUUACUGCCAGAUGUGUUCAAUAGCUCCGACGACUUUGACUCCUGGUUCAACACCAACAGCUUCCUCGGAGACAACUCGCUUGUUGAGCGUUUGCACGCGGUACUUCGUCCGUUUUUACUUCGUCGUUUGAAGUCUGAGGUAGAGAAAGGCUUGAAGCCGAAGAAGGAGAUGAAGGUUUACAUUGGGUUGAGUAAAAUGCAGCGAGAGUGGUACACAAAAGUUCUCAUGAAAGAUAUUGAUAUUGUCAAUGGAGCUGGUAAAAUUGAAAAAAUGCGCUUGCAAAAUAUAUUGAUGCAGUUGCGUAAGUGCUGUAAUCAUCCUUACCUAUUUGACGGAGCUGAGCCAGGUCCUCCUUAUACCACAGACGAACAUUUAGUCUACAACUGUGGGAAGAUGGUUAUUCUUGAUAAAUUACUGCCUAAAUUACAGCAGCAAGAUUCUCGUGUACUUAUCUUCAGCCAGAUGACCAGAAUGUUGGACAUUCUGGAGGAUUAUUGCCACUGGAGAGGGUUUCAAUAUUGUCGUCUGGACGGUAACACUGCCCAUGAAGAUCGUCAGCGUCAAAUAAACGAGUACAAUGCUCCGAACAGUGAGAAAUUUAUUUUCAUGUUAUCAACACGCGCUGGAGGGUUGGGAAUCAAUUUAGCCACCGCUGAUGUGGUUAUUAUAUUCGACUCCGAUUGGAAUCCUCAGAUGGACUUGCAAGCGAUGGACCGGGCUCAUCGGAUCGGUCAGCAGAAGCAAGUUUGUGUUUUUAGAUUCAUAACUGAGAACACUGUUGAGGAAAAAAUAGUGGAGCGAGCUGAAGUUAAAUUACGCCUUGAUAAACUGGUAAUUCAGCAAGGUAGAUUGGUCGACGCUAAACAGACUGCGCUUAACAAAGACGAGAUGCUUAAUAUUAUCAGACACGGAGCUAAUCAAGUGUUUGCGUCCAAGGACAGUGCAAUUACAGACGAGGAUAUUGACACGAUUUUGCAGAAAGGCGAGAGCAAAACUGCUGAGUUGAAGCAGAAGCUUGAGAGCCUUGGUGAAUCUUCGCUGAGAAAUUUUACUGUUGAUGCGCCUACGGACUCUGUUUAUCAGUUUGAGGGUGAGGAUUAUCGUGAGAAGCAGAAGAUACUUGGCCUGGGGCACUGGAUUGAGCCGCCUAAGCGGGAGCGCAAAGCCAAUUACGCUGUCGAUGCUUAUUUCCGAGAAGCUCUGAGAGUUUCUGAGCCAAAAGCGCCCAAAGCGCCACGUCCGCCUAAACAACCGAUCGUUCAAGACUUUCAAUUCUUCCCUCCGAGACUCUUCGAGCUGCUUGAUCAGGAGAUUUAUUAUUUCCGUCAGAGUGUUGGAUAUAAAGUACCGAAAAAUCCUGAGCUUGGGUCCGAUGCCGCGAGGGUUCAGAAGGAAGAGCAGAGGAAAAUUGAUGACGCUCAACCGCUGACUGACGAUGAGGUUACUGAAAAGGAGAAAUUAUUAACUCAGGGUUUUACCAACUGGACCAAGCGGGACUUUAAUCAGUUUAUUAAAGCUAAUGAAAAAUACGGAAGAGAUGACAUUGAGAAUAUUGCUAAGGAAGUCGAGGGGAAAACUCCUGAGGAAGUGAUGGAGUACUCUGCUGUCUUCUGGGAACGCUGUCACGAGCUUCAGGAUAUUGAUCGUGUAAUGGCGCAAAUUGAGCGUGGAGAAGCUAAAAUUCAGCGACGUGCGGGAAUCAAGAAGGCUCUUGAUGCGAAAAUGGCGAGAUAUCGCGCUCCGUUUCAUCAAUUAAGAAUUGCCUAUGGGACGAAUAAAGGGAAAAAUUACACUGAAGAGGAAGACAGAUUUUUAGUUUGUAUGUUACAUAAACUUGGAUUUGAUAAAGAAAAUGUCUAUGAAGAAUUAAGAGCUACUGUCCGCUCGGCUCCGCAAUUCAGAUUCGACUGGUUUGUCAAAUCAAGGACAGCUUUGGAGCUUCAGAGAAGGUGUAAUACUCUUAUUACUUUAAUUGAACGGGAGAAUCAAGAGCUGGAGGAACGCGAGAGACAGGAGCGUCGUAAAAAGGGCGGCGGAGCUGGUGGCGGAGGUGGAAAUGCUGGAACAAAGCCUACUGGUAAAAGGAAGCAAGAAAACUUGCCAGCUCCUCAGGAGAAACCCAGGAAGAAGAAGAAAUAAGUAAUUUUUCUUUCGUUUUAUUUCUCAUUAAAUUAAUUGAUUUAUUUUUAAUAUUUUUCUUAAAUUAAUCAUUGACUGGCAGAUUGUAAACGUGUGUUGCUCCUUAAUUUUUCUUUAUUAGUCGGUACUUUUUUUUUUUUUUUUACUCAUAAUAUUGUAAGAUUUAUUUAUCUUAACUAUUACUUAGUAUUAUUCUACUGAUAUAAUUAAUAUUAUUAUUAUG